Messenger RNA from Lycium barbarum (goji berry), 1775 nucleotides. RefSeq names its product F-box protein CPR1-like. Gene Ontology annotation, molecular function: protein binding. The coding region runs from base 77 to 1249 and encodes 390 amino acids. Lineage: Eukaryota; Viridiplantae; Streptophyta; Magnoliopsida; Solanales; Solanaceae. The transcript has a single exon. The record is from RefSeq and is a predicted model, not a curated record.
UGCUGAAGUUUUUACUAGCUAGAGAUAUGUCCAUUUGAUAAAUUUCAAACGGUCAUUACAUCGAAUAGAAUCGAAGAUGGGGAAUGGAAUUAUGAAGAUUUUGCCUAAUGAUGUGGCGAUUUCUAUCCUUUUGAGAUUUCCAGUUAAAUCUCUAAUGAGAUAUAGAGGUAUCUCGAAAAUUUGGUGCACUCUCUUACAAUCCUCUUAUUUUAUAAAUCUUCAUCUCAUGUGGUCCAGCAUCACUGAAGAUGAAUUCAUUCUCGUUAAACGCUCCUUCGAAGAAAGACCCGGCCAAUUUAAACAUGUCUUGUCUUUUUUUUCUAAUGUUAGUGAUAACGAUUAUCUUAAUCCCGUCUCUCCAGAUCUAGAUGUACCAUAUCUGGCAUCUAAUUAUGGUAGUGUGUCUCUUCAAGUUAGCAUGCCUUGCAAUGGUUUGAUUGCCCUGAAUGAUACCCUUAGUAUCGUCUUACUAAAUCCUACCACUAGGAAAUACAACCUGCUUCAUCCAAGUUCAUUUGGUUAUCCACACGGUUUCGACCGUGAUAUUUGUGGUGUAGGAUUUGGCUUCGAUUUGAUGGUAAAUGACUACAAAGUCGUUAGGAUUUCAGAAAUUUAUUCAGAUCCUUACAAGGAUCCUUGCGUGACAUGGAUCAAAGUUGAGAUUUAUGAUUUGGGCAUUGAUUCUUGGAGAGAACAGAAUUAUGAGGAUAAAGAGUUACCCUCGGUGUUUUGGAAUCCUUGUGCCGAGAUCUUUUAUAGGGGAGCUUGUCAUUGGUUUGCAACUGCAAAUACACUGCAGGUAAUUCUUUGUUUUGAUAUGAGCACCGAUAUAUUUCGCGAUAUGAAGAUGCCUGAUACUUGUUAUCGCUUUGAUGGGAAGUGUUAUGGACUCGUAGUUUUAAAUAAGUCCCUCACAUUAAUUUGUUAUCGUGAUCCAACAUGUGAAAUUGAUCUAAAAGAGGAUUUUAUGGAUAUUUGGACAAUGAAAGUAUACGGUGUAAAUGAUUCUUGGAUUAAGCGAUACUCUAUAAGACCUCUUCCUAUUAAAUCCCCAUUGACAAUUUGGAAGAAUUUAUUGUUGUUUCAAAGCAAAAGUGGACAAUUGAUUUCCUACAAUUUUUAUUCCGAUGAAGUAAGAGAAUUUAAUUUAUAUGGAUAUCAAGGAAGCUUGAGGGUUGUACUUUACAAGGAAAGUUUGACAUCAGUUUCCAGAGAAAAAGGGCAUGGCACACAAGCGCAACAAAUGUAGAAACAGAACAACUCUUUAUAUCUACUUUACGAUUUAGUACCUCGUCUUUUCUUUUAAUCAAAAUCAACUAGCACAAGAUUAGUUGGGAAAUGCAUAAAUAAAAUCCAAAUCAGUCAGUACAGAAGAAAAUAAAAGAGAAAACGCAAAUGAAUCCACUCUAGCACAAGCUAAGGCCAAAAGUGCCUAUAUUAAGAAAUCACAGGCUACAAUUGUUGAAUUGAGCAUAAACUUCAGUAAGACUCCAAGUAUUUGUUUGAUGCCUUCUCCAGUCACCUCAAGCUCCCACUAGGCUCUAUUGAAUCAAAAACCAUAAGAAGGAUCCUUCAGACUUAGAAAUGUGUAAUGAUAGCUCAAUUCAAUGUAAUAGCCUAUUCUUCAAAAGCUGUGAUCAUCUGGCUGUAAUUGUUCUUCUAAAACUGUGAUCACUAUAUAGACUGAUCCUAAGAAUACUAUUAGCGACUAAACAAAACUUUUAUUGAGAUCCUUCCAAAUGGAUGAAAUUAAAGUUAAUACAUCAACAAAAGCA